Messenger RNA from Vicia villosa (hairy vetch), 1680 nucleotides. Its product is annotated as short-chain dehydrogenase TIC 32 B, chloroplastic-like. Bases 236 to 1228 code for a protein of 330 amino acids. The record is from RefSeq and is a predicted model, not a curated record. The transcript has 7 exons. Lineage: Eukaryota; Viridiplantae; Streptophyta; Magnoliopsida; Fabales; Fabaceae.
UCUUUACCAAUGAUGUUGCUAAAACAUUGUCAUUAUGUUCUAAGCUUCUGAAAGAAACAAGUUUCACUUGUUAGGUACAUAUCACCUAGGUAGAUUGGUCCUAGGAUUAAACAAUAAUUUUACACAGUAAUUAUAAGAUAUAGUUUUGCACACAGUAUAUAUAUGAUACAUGAAUUUUUGAGUCCCACCCAACUUUAAAUGCUAUUUCUUGUCUUUGCAAUAAUAAUAAAAUCCAAUGAAGGCAACAUUGAGAUACUUAGCAGGAAUUGCAGGGCCUAGUGGUUUUGGCUCAAAUUCAACUGCUGAACAUGUUACUCAAAACUGCUCUCAGUUUCUUCCUUCCAAUCUAACUGCUCUCAUCACUGGUGGCACUUCUGGUAUUGGAGCUGAAACAGCUAGAGUGUUAUCAAAAAGAGGAGUGAGAGUUGUGAUUGGUGCAAGAGAUUUGAAGAAAGGAAGAGAAGUGAGAGAGAGUAUUCAAAAAGAGAGUCCAAAUGCUGAGGUUAUUCUGUUGGAGAUUGAUCUUAGCUCUUUUUGUUCUGUACAAAGAUUUUGUUCUGAGUUUUUAGCUUUAAAUCUUCCACUUAAUAUUCUAAUAAACAAUGCUGGCAUAUUCUCUCAAGAUUUGGAAUUCUCUGAAGACAAAAUUGAGAUGACAUUUGCUACAAAUUACUUAGGACAUUUUUUGUUAACAGAAAUCUUACUAGACAAAAUGAUUGAAACAGCAGAAAAAACAAGUUUUGAAGGAAGAAUAAUAAACGUUUCUUCUGUCAUACAUAGCUGGGUGAAGAGAAAUGGUUUUUGUUUCACACACAUACUCAAUGGAAAAAAGUACAACUAUAAUGGAACUCGAGCUUACGCGCAAUCGAAAUUGGCGAAUAUUUUGCAUGCCAAAGAAAUAGCCAGACAACUCAAGGCAAGGAAUGCAAGAGUGACUAUGAAUGCAGUUCACCCUGGUAUUGUGAAGACAAGAAUUAUUAACAAGGGCUUAAUAACAGAUUCCUUAUUUUUCAUUGCAUCAAAGUUGCUGAAAUCUACACCACAGGGUGCAUCAACAACAUGUUAUGUGGCUUUGAGUCCAAAAAUAGAAGGGGUGAGUGGAAGAUACUUUACAGAUUGUAAUGAGAGUAAGUGUUCUCGCUUAGCGAACGAUGAAUUAGAAGCUCAGAAGUUAUGGAACAAUACUCAUGCAUUGCUUCAAAAACGGCUGCAUCAAGCGACAAUUUGAAGUACUUUUUCAUAUGUAUAGUUGGCCACAUUGGUUUUGUUGUACAAAUAAGAGAUCAACAUGUAUAAAUAAAGCAUAUAAGCAUUACUAUAAUAAAGUGAUUGGUGGUUAUUCUCUAUGAAGCAAAUAUGAGAGCCAAUUGUAAUCAAUUUCUAUUACUAUUAGCAUAUAUACAAGUCUCAACUGAUAUGGACAUGCCAACAUUUUUGUUGUUGUUGGUAAAAGCAUAUAAAUGACAUAUUGUUCAUGUGUGGAUUUAGGUGAUAGAUUAUCUUAGCUGGUGAUGGGGUCUUCACAUUAUUGGUUGUACUGCUGCGUUCUUUUCACAUACUCUUUGAAGCCUUGUUUGUUUGGAUGAAGGGAAUGUACUUGCAAAAGAUACUCUAUACUAAAGUAAAACAAGGUGUUACGAGGUAGAAAGUAAGCUAAUUGAUUACUGGAUUAUACCUGAA